Messenger RNA from Trypanosoma rangeli, 996 nucleotides. Its product is annotated as protein phosphatase methylesterase 1. The transcript has a single exon. Gene Ontology annotation, biological process: protein demethylation. The record is from RefSeq and is a predicted model, not a curated record. Gene Ontology annotation, molecular function: protein methylesterase activity. The coding region runs from base 1 to 996 and encodes 331 amino acids. NCBI's taxonomy places the organism in Eukaryota, Euglenozoa, Kinetoplastea, Trypanosomatida, Trypanosomatidae.
AUGGACUCGCACACCGUCGCGCCCCAUGAGGCCCAUGACAUCAUGCUGCCUUCAGGCGACAAAUUUCACGUUGUUGUUUUUGGUGGCAUUGACGAGGAAUAUACUCGGCGGGGGGAGACGCCCCCUCCUCUGCUCUUUUGUGUACACGGCGCCGGCAUGAGCUGUUCUAGUUUUUUUCUACUUUCCACCCACUUGAUGCAUCUGCAGCAGGUCGAGGGGGAUGGUGUCGGGCCGAAUUCCGAAGAACCUACGGGCAUUGUUCGUGUGGUUGCAUAUGAUAUGCGUUGCCAUGGAGACUCAACGUUUGACGGUGGGGAGGCGAAUCUCACCUUGCAGCUGCUUACGGACGAUUUUUGUGCCAUAUUGCGCACUGUGAAGAGCACCCUCUUCCCCGACACACCCCGCGUGUACGUUGUGGGUCAUUCACUGGGAGGUUCAGUGGCAGUGAAUUCUCUGAGUAAGUCCAAGGACCUGAUGAACAUGGUGGGGGGGGUGGUGGUGCUUGAUGUGGUGGAGGGCACCGCGAGGAUGUCGUUGCGAUACAUGAACAAAUUUCUUCAGAACCGUCCACAUCAGUUCUCUGAUGUGGCAGAGGCACAAAGUUGGUUCUUGCAACGUGGUGGCAUGACAACGGCUACCGGAGCGGCAGUAACAGUGCCUCCACUACUAAAACGUGUGGGGGACCACUACGAAUGGAAGUCUAACCUAGAGGCAAUGUCGUCUGUAUGGCCUGGGUGGUUUAACGGACUUGAUGACGCUUUUGUUGGUUUGCCGUGCCCUAAGAUGCUCUGUCUUGCCAAUGCCGAGCGCCUUGAUGAUGCCCUUACUCUUGCCCAGAUGCAGGGGAAGUUCCAGUUCGAGAUUCUCGGCGGUGGGUGUGGACAUUACGUCAUGGAUGAUCAGCCGGCCGUCCUCGCCUCAAAGCUUCGCCGUUUCAUUAAGAGGAUUGAAACAAUGAUGGUAAAAUUACGAAACAAUCUUUGGAGACAAACAUAG